Molecule: messenger RNA, 2988 nt
Organism: Passer domesticus (house sparrow)
Lineage: Eukaryota; Metazoa; Chordata; Aves; Passeriformes; Passeridae
Product: E3 ubiquitin-protein ligase TRIM39-like
Exons: 7
Coding region: 17-1606 (529 amino acids)
Biological process (GO): protein ubiquitination
Cellular component (GO): cytoplasm
Molecular function (GO): zinc ion binding; ubiquitin protein ligase activity; protein binding
Source: RefSeq, a predicted model, not a curated record
CAAAUUAAAUUUAUUGAUGAAUAAAUGCAAAACAAAUCGACGGAAAGCAGCGGAACCGCGCUGGUUCCUGGUUCUGACCGCGAGGGGAGGCUCGCGCUCGCCCGGGGUGAUUUUUGGGGCAGAAAGGAGGGAAAAAGGAGCUGCAGGGAGGAGGGAAAGAGGAGCUGCGGGUGGAUUCCAGCCCAGCCGGCCCGGUCCGACCCCGGCCAUGGAGCAGCGCGGCGCCGCCGGGACCCUCCUCGCCUCGGCCUCGUGCCCGCUGUGCCUCGGCCUCUUCCAGGACCCCGUGUCCAUCCACUGCGGCCACAACUUCUGCCGCGGCUGCAUCGAGCGCUGCUGGCGGAGCUCCCGGGACAGCUUCCCGUGCCCGCGCUGCCGGGAGGCGGCCCCGGAGCGCGGCCUGCGGCCCAACGCGGAGCUGGCCGCGCUCAUCCGCGCUGCGCAGGAGCUGAGCCUCCGCGGGGGCGCAGCGGCGGGCGCGGAGCCGCGGUGCCGGCGGCACGGCGAGGCGCUGAAGCUGUUCUGCGAGGAGGAGCGGAGCCCCGUGUGCCGCGUGUGCCGCCGCUCCCCGCGGCACCGGCUGCACGCCGCCGUGCCCAUCGAGGAGGCGGCGCAGGAGCGCAAGGAGAAAUUCCAGGCUCAGGCGCAGAUCCUCAGGGAAAAGAGGGAAGAGAUGCUGGCGAUGAAGGCGGCGGAGGAAGAGAAGAGCUCGGACUUGCUGGCGCGGGUGGCGGCGGAGCGGCAGCGGCUGCGGCGGCGGCUGCGGGAGCUGCGGGAGCGGCUGGCGGGGCAGGAGCGGCUGCUCCUGGCGCGGCUGGCCGGGCUGGAGCGGGACAUCGCGCGGAGAAGGGAGCAGAGCACCGGCCGGCUGGCCGAGCAGAUCGCCGCCGCGGGCCGGCAGAUCCAGGAGCUGGAGGAGAAGUGCCGGCAGCCGCCCUGGGAGCUCCUGCAGGACAGCAGCGACAUCCUCAGCAGGCUGGAGCAGCAGAGUGCCCCCGAGCCCGGGGAGACUCCAGCAGAGCUGGCAGAGGAACCCACGGGGCUGCCCCAGGAAAAAUUCACCCUCAAAGAGAUGCUGAGGAAGUUCCAAGUCAGCCUGACGCUGGAUCCCGACACGGCGCACCCGCGCCUCGCCCUCUCCGAGGACGGCAAGAGCGUGCGCUGGGCCGACGCCCGCCGAGCCGUGCCCGACCACCCCAAACGCUUCGACUCCUCCCGCUGCGUGCUGGGCCGCCAGGCCUUCGCCUCCGGCCGCCACUACUGGGAGGUGCGGGUGGGCCGCGGCGCCGCCUGGGCCGUCGGCGUGGCCCGCGAGUCCGUGGCCAGGAAAGGCCGGCUCAGCGUCAGGCCCGAGCUGGGCGUCUGGGCCGUGGGGCGCUGCGGGGGCCGCUGCCAGGCGCUGGCGUCGCCCGGCGUGCCCAUCGCCCUGCCGCGGGCGCCCGAGGUGGUGGGGGUCUACCUGGACUACGAGGGCGGGCGAGUGGCGUUCGUGGACGCGGGCGGCGAGGCGCCGAUGUUCGCCUACGCGCCGGCGAGCUUUGGGGGGGAGAGGGUGCUGCCCCUGCUGUGCCUGGGGAGGGGGUGCCAAUUCAGGCUGUGCCCCUGAGACCCGCGGCCGGGACCCUCAGGGGCGCUGAGUUUUCCGCCUUGGAGGAUUCGGGUGGGAAAUUCCCUUUUCUCCGUUAUUUCUUUAUAAUUUCUGCAUCGUUUCUGCAUCAUUUUCUCCAUAAUUUCCUCCAUAUUUUCUCCAUAAUUUCUGCAUAAUUUUCUGCAUCACUUUCUCCAUCAUUUCUCCAUAAUUUCCUCCAUAAUUUCUCCAUAAUUUCUCCAUAAUUUCUGCAUCAUUUUCUGCAUAAUUUUCUGCAUCAUUUUCUCCAUAAUUUUCUCCAUAAUUUCCUCCAUCAUUUCUACAUAAUUUCUCCAUCAUUUCUGCAUAAUUUUCUGUAUAAUUUUCUCUAUAAUUUUCUCUAUAAUUUUCUCCAUAAUUUCUCCAUCAUUUCUCCAUCAUUUUCUCCAUAAUUUCCUCCAUCAUUUUCUCCAUAAUUUCUCCAUCAUUUCUCCAUCAUUUUCUCCAUAAUUUUCUGCAUUAUUUUCUGCCUAAUUUCUCCAUAAUUUCCUCCAUCAUUUCUCCAAUAUUUCUCCAUCAUUUCUGCAUCAUUUUCUGCAUCAUUUUCUCCAUGAUUUUCUUCAGAAUUUCUCCAAAAUUUUCUCCAUAAUUUUCUGCAUAUUUUUCUCCAUAAUUUCCUCCAUCAUUUCCUCCAUCAUUUCUACAUAAUUUCUCCAUCAUUUCUGCAUAAUUUUCUGUAUAAUUUCCUGUAUAAUUUUCUCCAUAUUUUCUCCAUAAUUUCUCCAUAAUUUCCUCCAUAAUUUUCUCCAUAAUUUCCUCCAUCAUUUUCUCCAUAAUUUAUCCAUAAUUUCUCCAGCAUUUUGCCAUAAUUUUCUGUAUAAUUUCCUGUAUAAUUUUCUCCAUAAUUUCUCCAUCAUGUCUCCAUCAUGUCUGCAUCAUUUCUGCAUAAUUUCCUCCAUAAUUUCUCCACCAUUUCCGCCAUCUCCCUUUUCCUGCAAGGAGAAGCCGCAGCUGGGUCGGAGAAAUGCGGGUUUGAGGUCGGGGGAGGCUUUUGCCGUUUUGAGGAUGAGAAAAAUAGGGGAGAAAACACACAGAGACCUUUUUUUUUGGCGCAUUUAACCCAAAAAACUCUUUAGUUUAGGUCGUUUUUCGGGAGAUAAGGGGGUCAUCGCAGCUCCCUGGUGGUCUAGUGGUUAGGAUUCGGCGCUCUCACCGCCGCGGCCCGGGUUCGAUUCCCGGUCAGGGAAUGACGUUUUGUUUUCGCUAAAAAAAAAUUAAUUUUUGGGAAAAAUCUGUUUAAGGAUCUCCUAACCCCCAAAACACGCCUUUUCUCCUCUUUUUUACGCCUCUCCUUUCCCGCGAGACGCCCCCUUCCAGCUGCUCCUGAGAAAUGAAUAAAUAAAUAAAUCAAUAAGCAAUAA